AGAAGAAGCAGAUCUAAAGCAAUUCAAAAGAUUGUAGUUCCCAAAAAAGAAAGGCCCCGACGGAAUCCCGAUUUCAUCACCACUUGAUUUUCCCACGUCCGCCAAGCCCUAUAGAUCGACAGACCGGAACUACCUUCAACAUGCAUAUCUUGGUGGUGAACGAUGAUGGACCGCCCUCGAAGCGUCUUUCGCCCUACAUUCGCCCAUUCGUCAACGCCCUCCAAGACGCAGGUCACCUCGUCUCCGUAGCCAUCCCCGCCGCCUCCCGAUCCUGGAUCGGCAAAGCCCACCUGAUAGAAGCCUCCCUGAAGGCAACCUACGUACCCCCCUCUGCCUUCCGGGACGACGGAACAUGGGAUGAGACCUUCGACUCCGCAGAGACCGAGACCCAGCCCGAAUGGGUGGUCAUCCGAAAUGGCACCCCGGCCAGCUGCGUCCAAUUGGGCCUGUUCAACCUCUUCCAAGAUCGUCCCCCCGUCGAUCUAGUCAUCUCCGGCCCGAACCAUGGUCGCAAUGCCUCGACCGUGUACAAUCUCUCAUCCGGAACGGUCGGUGGCGCCCUCGAGGCGGCCACCUGCAGCAAGCGCGCCAUCGCUAUCUCCUUUGGAAGUAAAGAUCCGCAGCCGGAUGACAUCAUCAGCGCCGCGGCGCGACAUGCCGUGAAGGUUGUCAAUUACCUGUCCAAGCAUUGGCAUGCGGAUGUUGAGUUGUAUAAUCUGAACGUGCCGAUGCGGGUGGACGUGGAGAGCAGACCUGUGCGCUGGACGGAGGCCUUGCCCUACUACUGGCCGCGCGGUUGUAUGUAUGGCGAAGUGACCGCGGAUAAGAAGGUGAAUGGACACACUGGGCCCGCCGUCAACGGGACGAGUAGGUCGCAUCUCAAGGAGAUAGAUUUCACCUGGGCUGCGGAGUUAUCGGAGAUGAAGAAGACCCUGCAGUCGAGUCGGGCGGGCACGGAUGCGCAUACGGUGUUGAACGGUGACACCAGCGUCACGGCUCUUCGUGCCAAUUUCUGGCAUGUCCCUGAUCUGGAGGGGCCGAUUAAUCUUGAUGAUUGAGAUGAAAACUUGAACAACAUGAGAUGAUGAGAUAACUAGAUACCCGCGAAGACUCUCUUUCGGCUUAUAGCGCUAGAGUCUUCACUGUUGGAUUCAAUCAUUGCAUUGGGGAGAACAUACGGCUGUCGCAUAUAUGCUUUUGUUGCAUCGCUGGAUGAUUUUUUUUUUAUUUUAUAUAUAAUAUGGACCAAGGAUUUCGGUC
This is a messenger RNA of Aspergillus pseudotamarii, 1260 nucleotides long. RefSeq names its product 5'/3'-nucleotidase SurE. Lineage: Eukaryota; Fungi; Ascomycota; Eurotiomycetes; Eurotiales; Aspergillaceae. The coding region runs from base 141 to 1058 and encodes 305 amino acids. The record is from RefSeq and is a predicted model, not a curated record. Gene Ontology annotation, cellular component: P-body. Gene Ontology annotation, molecular function: hydrolase activity. The transcript has 3 exons.